AGCCAGUGUGCUACAAUCAUUAAUUGGCAGACUGCAUCAUGGAAGGCAGUAAGGGGGCCACAGACAGUGAGAUGCAAGCAGAACCUAUGCUGAAUACUCUGGACAUCUCAGAGGAACCAACAAGGGCGGCUCAUCAGAGCAAGAAGAAGAAAUCAAGCAAGUGGAAGGCUGUGUACUUGCUUAUCUGUGUGUGCUUGUUAACUGCAAUCCUUGGCUGUAUAUUUGGACUUAAACCAAGCUGUACUAGAGAAGUAACCACUUGCAAAAAUCGGUGUUUUGAACGAAAAUUUGGAAGCUGUCGAUGUGAUGCUGCAUGUGUGGAGCAAGGGAACUGCUGCAUAGAUUAUCAAGAUGUGUGCAUUAGGCCAGCUCACACCUGGACAUGUGACAAGCUACGAUGUGGUGAAAAAAAAUUACCUGGAAGCCUCUGCUCUUGUUCUGAUAAUUGCAGAGAAACACAGGACUGCUGUGUUAAUUACAACUCGGUUUGCCUUGGUAACAAGAGCUGGGUACAGGAAACCUGUCAGGAUAUCAAAACCCCAGAAUGUCCAGCAGGAUUCUCAAAGCCUCCCUUACUCUUGGUUUCAUUGGAUGGGUUCAGAGCAGAAUAUUUACAUACUUGGGGAGGACUUCUUCCUGUCAUUAGCAAAUUACGACAAUGUGGGACAUACACACGUGCUUUACGUCCAGUAUAUCCAUCAAAAACGUUUCCCAAUCAUUACAGCAUUGUGACGGGCCUUUAUCCAGAGUCUCAUGGUCUUAUUGACAAUAAAAUGUAUGACCCCAAGAGGAACGCACUUUUCACUCUUCGCAGCCUUGAGAAAUUUAACCCUUCCUGGUACCAAGGAGAACCAGUAUGGGUGACUGCCAUGAAACAAGGAUUAAAAACUGCAACCUAUUUUUGGCCUGGUUCAGAUGUAAAGAUUGAUGGCUAUUUUCCAAAUUUUUAUCAACUCUAUAAUGGAUCGGUUCCAUUCGAGCAAAGAGUCUCAAGUGUUCUUAAAUGGCUUAGUCUGCCUGAAAAUGAAAGACCACACUUUUACACUCUGUAUUUAGAAGAACCUGACUCCUCAGGGCACAUGUAUGGUCCAGUCAGUGGUCAGGUAAUAAAAGCACUAAUGAAUGUAGACAAUAUCAUUGGAAUGCUAAUGGAUGGCCUGAAGCAGAUCCAGCUAGACAAAUGUAUUAACAUCAUCCUUUUGUCAGAUCAUGGGAUGGAGCAAUUCAGUUGUGAAACUGUUGCAUUUCUUCAACCAUCCUAUGUAAAGCCUUCCAAAGAAUACAUUGUGAUAUCAGGUCCAGCUGCACGCUUGAGACCCACUAACGUGCCAGAUGAGUAUUUCUCUUUUGACUAUGAAGGUGUUGCCAGGAAUCUUACAUGCAGACGUAAUCAUCAGCCAUUUAAAGCAUUUCUAAAGCACAAUUUGCCCAAACGCAUCCAUUAUGCCAACAAUGAUCGGAUCGAACUGCUUAACUUUUACACAGACCCUAAAUGGCAGGUUGCUCUCUCAAGAUCAGAAAUUAAAUCCUGUAAGGGUGGAUUUCAUGGAUCAGAUAAUCGUUUUCCAAAUAUGCAAGCUCUCUUCAUUGGUUAUGGGCCUCAAUUCAAGUUUAACAUAGAGGUUGAGCCUUUUGAAAAUAUAGAAAUCUAUAACUUAAUGUGCGACUUGUUGAACAUUGUGCCAGCACCCAACAAUGGAACUCAUGGCAGCCUUAACCAUUUAUUGAAAAUGCCAGUUUAUGAGCCAUCCUUACCAAAUGAUAUAACUGAACCCGCUCAAUGUGCUGUUAGCAAGAAAGUUCAGGCUGAUGAUCUUGGCUGCUCUUGUGAUUCAUUGGAUCCAACAUUACGUGGAUUUGAGAAACAGGUGACCCUUACUCCUGUGCAAGAGUCGGAAACAAAGAUACAUAACCUGCCAUUUGGAAGGCCAAAAGUUUUAUGGAACAGCAGCUAUUGUGUCUUGUAUCACAAAAUGUAUGUAAGUGGUUACAGCUUCAAUACUCGAAUACCACUAUGGAAUUCAUACACCAUAGGAAAAAAUGACUACUCCGCCAUAUCUGUAGGAUAUAAUUCUUCAUGUAUUUUUGUGGAUACCCGUAUCCCAUCUGGUAUGAGUCAAAGUUGCAGAUUUUAUCAUUCUCACUCUUCACUAAAAUAUGGAUUUCUUUUCCCUCCAGGAUAUGCAGGAACUAAAUCAUAUUCUGGAUAUAGCACUACCAAUAUUGUUCCAAUGUAUCCUGCUUUUCAAGUGAUUUGGAAUUAUUUCCACAAUGUAUUAUUAUUGAAAAAUACUGAAAAGAAAAAUGGAUUCCAAGUCAUAAGUGGUCCAAUAUUUGAUUAUAAUGUUGAUGGUCGAUUUGACACUAUGGAACAGAUUACACAAAUCUAUAACAGCACUGGUGUGUAUAUCCCAACUCACUAUUUUAUUAUUGUGACAAGUUGCAAAAAUGUUUCCCAGACUCCUUUGCAAUGCACUGGGCCACUAGAUGUUUUACCCUUUGUUUUACCACAUAGAGAAGAAAACAGUGAAAACUGUGAGGUUGACAAAGAUGAAGCGGUGUGGGUUGAAAAGUUUCUUUAUUUUCAUGCUGCACGUGUCAGAGAUAUAGAACUUCUGACAGGACUUAUUUUCUUUCAGGAUACAAAAUAUUCAGUUGCUGAUCUUUUGCAGCUCAAAACAUUUAUGCCUGAUAAUUUAUGAGGAAUAAUGCACUUUUAUACUUCAGUUUGUUUAUGUCUUAACUUUUUAAUAAACAUGUAAGAAUAACUGCUUAUUGAUGCUAAUGUUUCCAUUGUAUAGAUACCAGUUUUGUGGAAAAAGGGACUAAAGUAAAAUUCUG
This is a messenger RNA of Pelobates fuscus (common spadefoot toad), 2841 nucleotides long. It is a transcript of the gene ENPP1, whose product is annotated as ectonucleotide pyrophosphatase/phosphodiesterase 1. Gene Ontology annotation, cellular component: cell surface. Gene Ontology annotation, molecular function: metal ion binding; phosphodiesterase I activity; dinucleotide phosphatase activity. The record is from RefSeq and is a predicted model, not a curated record. The transcript is spliced from 25 exons. NCBI's taxonomy places the organism in Eukaryota, Metazoa, Chordata, Amphibia, Anura, Pelobatidae. Gene Ontology annotation, biological process: nucleoside triphosphate catabolic process; inorganic diphosphate transport; negative regulation of fat cell differentiation. Bases 39 to 2702 code for a protein of 887 amino acids.